Molecule: messenger RNA, 1759 nt
Organism: Styela clava
Lineage: Eukaryota; Metazoa; Chordata; Ascidiacea; Stolidobranchia; Styelidae
Molecular function (GO): protein binding
Source: RefSeq, a predicted model, not a curated record
ACUUUUAUAUCUGUUCUCAGUUAUUUUUACCUUUACUGCAAUAAUGUAUAGGUUAGGAGUAGUUGUAGCUUUUCUUUACAUCGCUGGUCUCGCAACAGCUCAGCUACCUCCACCAGAAAAGCUUGUAGCUUUUUCAGAAUAUGACGGUGCUCUUAUCCGAUUUGAACCAGUAGAAGGAGCCAUUGGAUAUCUGGGAGUAUUAGGAGCAGAAGAGUCGUCAUCCGUCGAAAGUCCCGACCCUCAGUUAUAUUUUGGAAAUCUCGAGGCGCUAACAGAAUACACUGUAUUUGUUUCUGCAAUCGAUGAAGAUGGAAAUGAAGGAGAACCAUCUUUUUAUGUGUUCACCACAGGCGUCGGUGAAAUUACAAACUUCAAGGUUGUGACUGUCUCUGCAUCUCUGAUGACAUUGGAAUGGGACCCCAUGAACGGAGUUGAAAGUUACAUUAUUGAUCCAAUUGAAGACACAUCAAUGCCUCCAAUCCAAUUGGUCAAUACAUCAGAUACAGCUGAUAUUCCAUCAAUUCCAAGCGUUCGUAUGACCGGUGAUGCCAGUGCAAGGCUAACUGGUUUAAGACCCAUGACUUAUUACAAAAUAUCAAUUCGUGGAUUGCAAGGUACUGACUUGGGUCCAACGUCAACAAUCAGGGCAAGGACUGAUGGACAAGGACUUGUUUUAUACAAUUUAUGGGAAGAUCACAAUGGAGUUGUUAUUGGUGGCUCAGGAACUAUUUUCAAACCUUUAGAUCACCCAGAUGGACCGUACUCCAUACUCGUAGAAUUUCCAUGUGAACUUGAAAAACUUGAGGUGUGGGAAGCGAGACUUGACAACACCACUGACCUUGGACCAGGUAUAUUCAAUCUUCUUCAAGAUGAAAUUUGGAUGCAGAAUAAGAAUGAAGUCGGAUUUAACUUCUACACAGUGUACAAUGAAACUACUUUUGAAUCUGAUUGUGACUUCGAUCCAAAAGCCAUUGAAGUAACUUAUGGAAGUGACGCAGUACCGAAAGAAGCAACCUUUGAAUUUGAUAUUCCAUAUGACAUAAGUGACUGGGGCGGUGCUGGAAUCCUCACUCUUAAACUGGAUGAAAUCUUUCGAAACCCAAAUCAGGCUGCCGAAGAAGGAGAUACCAGAGAACCAAAACCCGAUCCUUCAAGAAUGGCGAUUCAAAUCGCCCUGGGAGCAAACUGCUCUGCGUUGACUAUGCAGGACUGUUGGAAUAUAGACAGAGUAUAUAACGCUACCGUUGAUUCUGGGGACGAUACUUACUACUUUGUUCAACCUCAAAGAAUCUGGUGGACUAACGACAUUGGAAUUGUGAUCUCGUUCAACGAGGCUUUAUGCCCAGAUCCAGAAAGUCUUGAAGUUUUUGUUUUAUCGGGGGGAACAUUAGUCGAUGAACUUCAUGAGAAUUAUGAACUUCAAGAAGUGAAAGAUACAUGCGUAGAUGAUCCGUUCGAAGAUGAAUUUGUAUAGACCUCUAGAUCAAAUUGAUUACUUUGGACGUAUUUUACAGAAUAUUGAUUGAUUUCACCACCAAAAAUCAAAUAUACCUAUAUCGUUAUUGAAAGUAUUUCCCACUCUUUGGACUAUUGUUAAUCGGAAUCCGUCCCUGGACUGAUAUUUUCUAUUUAUACAUAUAUACUAUGAUUUUCUGUGGAAGCCAUUUUGCAAAUAUUAUUUUGUAGGUAAAUGAUAGAAAAAGUCUGCACUUAUUUGACCAUUUUCUUAUAAUACUUCGAAAAUAAAAUUUAUCUCUUA